This is a messenger RNA of Lutra lutra (Eurasian river otter), 566 nucleotides long. RefSeq names its product chromosome 5 C5orf58 homolog (gene C5H5orf58). Lineage: Eukaryota; Metazoa; Chordata; Mammalia; Carnivora; Mustelidae. The record is from RefSeq and is a predicted model, not a curated record.
AUGCACAGUCCUGCUUUUCACAGUCGGCUCCGCCCCACUUUCGUCAGAGCUGUGGUGACCGUUGGGCCACGUGGGUCUUUACAGUGUUGGUUUGUGGACCAGCCAAAGAUGUUUAAGAAUAAUGUUACUGACCAUAAGCUAAAUGUGGAAGCCAUAAUUAAAAACAUUAACACAAUUUCUUUGGAGUUGAAGAAGAUGAAAGAGCUCUCCCAGUUGCUGCUUUGUGACCUUACUCUACAUUUUAGUCAUCCUGUGAAGACAGAUGACUUACAGGAACCAGAAGAGAAAAUCCCCCUCUUUGAAGGGUCUAAACUAUCAGAUGUAUCCUUUGCUUCUAAGAGCUUUCCUAUCUGAUUUCUUUUGGUUUGUUGUGAAUUUGUAACUGUAUUUAUUGUGGAAUUACCAUGUGUCUGGGAGAACUGAGUUUACUAAGAUAUUUAAUAUUAUAAAAAACAAAAUAAAAAUAUGAGUUGUAAAUAAUCAUUUAAUAUUCUUAAAAGCUGUCUUACUGUUUUAAUGUUUCAAAGAAUGGCUAAUUCAUUUCACUAGUGGCAAGAAUAGGAUAU